Messenger RNA from Enterobius vermicularis (human pinworm), 1035 nucleotides. Lineage: Eukaryota; Metazoa; Nematoda; Chromadorea; Rhabditida; Oxyuridae. The record is from the annotation of a GenBank genome assembly.
AUGCUGUCGUUGGCAUUAUGCAUUGGACAUAGUCUGAAGAUCUUUGAUGCCUUAGCUGUAGUGGCUACCGAAGAAAAACCAGCAACCGCUCGAAUUGUUGCCGAAAAAGCUGAUCUCAAAGAACGCUACGUAAAGGAAUGGUUAUGUUGUGUGGCAUGUGGCGGCAUUAUUGAAAUCCACGAAGAUGGAGAAAGAUUUUGGAUCAAGAAAGAAAACAUUCCUUUACUUACUGGACCAAAUACAUGUUACUUUCUUACCAGUCUUGAUGUAAUUCGCUACCUAGCUGGAAAAACUGAAGACAUCAAAAAGCUUUUCCGGCGAAGCGGACCACUCGGGCGUGACCUGAAUGACUUCAGCAAAUUCCAAAAAUAUUUUGGAGCUUACUCUCAAGCUAAAUAUCGUGAACAUCUUAUUUCGGACUUUUUGUCUUUAUCUGGAGCCAAAGAAAAAUUAGAGAACGGUUCUAUAAAGGUUUUAGAUAUUGGUUGUGGAAGCGGUUUUCAAAUCACACUUUGCGCUAAAAAUUUUCCGACAUCAUCUUUCACUGGAAUUGACAUAAGUCGAGAAGCAAUUGAAAUUGCCCAACAACGUCUAUCGGAGCACAAAUUAGAAAAUCUUAGAUUUUUUUUGAUGGACGCCAGAGAGUUACCAGUUGAGUGGACUAACCGAUAUGAUUGGAUUAUGCUGUUUGACUCGUUACACGAGCACGUGAGGCCAGAUUUGUGCUUGAAAGAAAUUCGAAGAGUUCUGAAGAGGAACGGACUCUUAACGGUUGUUGACGUCAACGGAACAAGCAAUGCAUUUUUGGAUAAAAAAGUAUUCCCUAGCAGGUCAACGUUCACUUACGGGUUAUCUUUAUUCACCUGUCUACCUUACGGAAGCAAUGCACCAGACGCCCUUCGCCUUGGAGCCAUGUGGGGCCAACAGCGAGCGAUGGAACUGUUUCACGAAUGCGGUUUCAACAAUGUCAAAGUGAUUCCGGUGGAAUUUUUCAAAGAAAAUCUUUUGUAUGUUUGUAAAAAUGAAAAAGCUUAG